AUGUCUCCAGACUCUGCUCAACCAACCAGCCACCAGUGCCACCACCCUCCGCCUCCGCCAUUGUUUGGGCUCUGCUGCUAAGUCGAAACAUGUUUCAAAAGAUUAAAGGCGCUUAAUGGCCAAGCCUAUCGCUUGUGCCAACAAAUCUUUCUGUGAGACUCCACCCGCAAAAUAUCCCCUGUAGGCCUACUGCUGUACCCAUCAUCCUACAGUCACAAAGAUAUUGGAUGUGGAGUGAGUCAUUGUUAUUAACACUGCCUUAUUUGGAUCCAUCACAUUCAUCAGCGAAGGUGUUUCUGGAUUUGGAAAGCCUAAACUCAAUAUUCAGAAUUUUAUUCUGGGGUGACAACAAUAGCUUACACCUUGGGAAGCUGUUCAUCGUCCGAGCGAUCCCUCUGCCCAAAUGGAAUAUCUCAGUCACGCAGUCACCGUUUUGCGGAUUAAUUUCAUCAAUCCUCGAUCACUGGCACAGUUUGAUCUUUUUGACCACAAAAAAGUACGGGAAUUCAGAAACACCGAACAAACACACAAGAUUUGGCCAAUGUAAGUCAAGAUGAAUCCGAUGUUCAAAGCCGGGUUUGGAUCAACUGUGAUUCGCACUAAAAAAAGGAAGACAUCUAUCAACAUGGCGUUCGAACUACAUUUACCGUUCGAACUACAUUUACUAGAAGCUGACCCCAGACUUGCACUGCCUCACAAACUAAUAGUUGGUAUGCUGGACACCAUUUUCUCCAAGCUUGUUGCUAAACAUUUAUCAUUAGAUAAAUGAUUCAAAGAAGUCCGGCAUUUUCUACGAUUCAGUCUUGAAGACCAUUGAAAGAUGAGAAUUUUAGAUUUUAGCAGGUCACGUGCGGUCACUGCCUUUCAUAAAAUUUACCGAACAUUCAAGAAUAGUUAGAAGCAACAAAUUGGUUAAAAUGUGUGAAAUCUGUUGCACAGUUUGUUGAUGGUUGAUGGAUCAUGAAGUUUGAAGUUAACUGCCUCAUAUGGUACUAGCAGUGCAAGACUGCCACAGAAGAAAGCUUGUGUCUUUAUCGUUAUUCUUCUCAACCAACAACUUUAGAAGACAUGAUCAAAUGAGCUCAGUAAUCUUGCAAGUCUUGUGAAAAAUGACAUAGGCUCUCCUCCCUGCUAGGUAGAUCCAGCAGAAAUAAACAGAUCCACCAGAUCUUUUUUGCAAAUGUGUAGCUGGGGAAAAAUACCACUCUUCAUCCCCACCAUGGAAAACUAUUUCCGGCACCAAACUUAACCAGCACUAUUAGAGCUUCAAGAUGAUUUUAGGGAUCCUUGUGAUCAGCUGCACCAGUAAUGUUUGGGCGAAUUCGGAAUGCAACCCAGCGGAGUGCCGGCAUUUGCGGGAGCGCCUCGAAAAAUUAGAGACGGUCGUACGAGGUUUAAUUUCCAUCGUCGCAAACAAGAAAACAGAGGAAGAAUUGACUGAAAUUCUAGCGCUGUCUGCUUCGCUUGAUUCUUUCAAGAACUCGACUGUCCGACUCGUUGAAGUCGAUCAGAAACAAAACCAAAAUGCCAUACUCCAUUUGAGAGGAGCAGUCAGAUGUUCUUUGGCCAACCAACUAGACAUCAAUCGAUCGGAAAAUGAUGGAAUAAAUCCGUCUGGGAAAAUCGAAGCUACUUUAGGCGAGAACAACUUGCUCCAAAUCGCGUGGACUCCACUUUCAGUUGAUUGCAUCAAAUUCAGUUCUGGCGUUUGGAUUCGGGUAUACGAUUCGAGCCAGAAGCAGCCGUCCACCGGCGAAAAUUACUUGGCCAUUCCCCAGAAAUGUUUGAAAAAACGGGCAAACGCCACAUUCUCCAUCGUCCUUUCCUCGUCUGCGUCGAAAUUCAGCGGGAAAACUUGCCAUUUCGAACUGAAUGAUGUUCUCAUUCAGUGUCGGGUUUACACAAUCGAAGUUGUGCCAAAUUAUCAAUCGCUCAAAGGCAAAGCAUUAUUUACCGAAAUCGUUAUCCCACCUGCAAACGAUAACUCGUCAAAAAGCUUGGAAUCGUUAAUAAGUGUUGGAUCCAAUUCCAGUUUAUUUACUCUAAAAUGGAAAGAUAAUUCUGGGUGUACACCUCAGCUGACUUCGCUCUAUUUAAAGAUAUUUCCAGACGGUAUGGAAAACGCUGGUAAUGCGACCAUGUCGCUACAGAUUCCACGAAAUUGUCUCAAACAACCGACAGAGGAAACCAACGUAUUCUCGCUGUCACUUCCAGAAAAUCAAACUUAUUGUCCUGUUGAAUGGGUGCCGUUGGACCCAUGUCGAAGAUACAAAAUUGAAAUAAAAUCAGAGUAUUCCAACACCUGGACCAGAGCACCGUCUGUAUGGGAGACUUUCACGGAAGAGCCUGUAUUCACCCAAAUGAAUCCGACACACAAUCCAUAUGAUUGCCAAAUUGAUGCAUUUAAAUGCGACGGCUCAUGCCGAUCAUUCGGUUGGAUUUGCGAUGGAACUCGUGACUGUAAUUCGGUGGAUGAUGAAUUGAAUUGUCACAGUGAUGAAAAUUGUGAAUUCCGAUGUGGCCGGCAGUGCAUCCCUUCUUCCUAUGUAUGCGAUAGAUUUAUCGAUUGUGUUGACGGUUCCGACGAAAAUGACUGUGAUUAUCUCAGAAAUCAGCAAGAAAGUUGUAACCAGCUGACCAACUAUACAGGACAUUUAAAUUCGGAAAUGAUAAUGUGCAAUCGUAAUGUCCAGCUUGUCUCGAAAAAAGUGGUGUUGGUAUCUGUGCCAACCAAUCACACAAUUUGGCUCAGUUUUAAUAGCUAUAGAAACGAAAGAAACCAGACUUUAAAGAUCUAUGACGGACCUUACUGGGCGAGUCCUCUACUAUUGUCUCAUAACGAAUCAACAAAACCUUUGUCUAUGCGGUCAUCUUCUAAUAAUUUGUACAUAGAGUUUCCAGAAAUGUAUUGCCCAGCAAUGUUUGUGAUUGAUAUCGAUUAUACGAGCAUGGAUAUGGUGCCCAUGAAGCUGGAGCCGUUCUUUCCAGGAUGCGGAGGCUACGUCUACGAGAAAGGUGUCGUUUUCUCGCCAAAUAAUCUUUCGGUUAACGACAGCAUAACCGAAUGUAUCUGGUUUGUGGAAGCUGAACAAGGUGAAACGGGAAUUAUUUUAAAAAGAAAUCGCAUUGCAAACGUCACUGCUGGUAACGAUGAUCAAGAUCAACCCAUCAUGACGGUAUACGACGGUUGGAACUCGACAGGGCAAGUGCUGUACGACGUUUCAUCUAACCCACAGACAAGUGAAAUCCUGUAUUCCAUCAGUCGUAAAAUGAUAAUCAGGUUUCCACAGCCGACGGAAGUGUCCAACAGCACAGCCCGCUGGAGUGUUGCUACUAUGAAGGUGCGCAAGGAGAUAAUUGUGGGAUCGUCAGGAACAAUUGAAAGUCCCAACUAUCCAGCGGCUUAUCCGAAUUCGUACGAUUACCGCUGGAAUAUCGUCACUUCACCGGGCACGAAAAUUCGACUUUUAUUUGCCUUCUUUAAAACCCAAGAGAAAUUCGACUUUGUCACAGUGUACGACGGGUCUGCAGUAAAUUCCCAGCUGCUUCUGGAGAAAUCCGGAUUGGCCAAAACACCUUUCACCAUCAUCUCCUCAUCGAAUGAAUUACUCGUCAGAUUUACAUCGGACGACGAUGACACAACUUUUCCGGGGUUUCUGGCUUUGUUCUCGACCGUUUAAAUCGGUUUAAAUGGUUUGUUUUUAUUUUUUAAUAUGGGGGUUGGAGGCUCAAUGUUAAUGGGGUCAUUUAUAUGUUAUUUUUAGCGCUUGAUAUUCAUCUUGAUAUCGGUUCGUACCUGAGAGUUUUUUGCAUUAUUUCCCCGCUUGAAAGAAUUAAAUUCCGUGUGAUGAUUAA
Molecule: messenger RNA, 3855 nt
Organism: Daphnia pulex (common water flea)
Lineage: Eukaryota; Metazoa; Arthropoda; Branchiopoda; Diplostraca; Daphniidae
Exons: 22
Coding region: 1272-3680 (802 amino acids)
Biological process (GO): negative regulation of inflammatory response
Molecular function (GO): protein binding
Source: RefSeq, a predicted model, not a curated record